AUGCUCUCCCCUGCUAGAAUCUCGGCAGGGUCACCAGACCCCUGCAUGCAGAUCAUGCAGACAAUGCCAGGGACAAGCCUUCUGGAGACUGCUGCAGCGAGCCAUCAACAGACAUCUAGCAGGGACGCACCAUGGCGAUGCUCCGACACGGCCCCGCAGGCGGUGUGCGCUGCGGACAUCAACAACGCCGCAGACACGUUGUCAGCCUUGUCAGGCUUCCAACAUCGCCAACUGGCCACCUCUGCCAUCACGGCGGAUGUCCAGAAUGUCCGCAGCCCAGCAGCACCAGGAUGUCGAAUCACACGCACUGUUUCCAGUUCCCAGGCUUCAUAG
Messenger RNA from Symbiodinium natans, 333 nucleotides. The record is from the annotation of a GenBank genome assembly. Lineage: Eukaryota; Dinophyceae; Suessiales; Symbiodiniaceae.